AUUUGAAUCAGUGCACGACUAGGCUGCAACGGUGAGGACGAAAAUCGCCGUUCAGCACUAAAGUGUUUUUCAGGUCCGUUUCGCUUUAUCCAGUGCACUACGUGACUGAACCGAACCGAACACCUACAACAGAUGUCGUAUAGUGGCCCGAGGUCAUUGCUGACGAUUCGUCCAGUGGACGCAACAUCGUGUUGAACUAUCUUCGCUUUGGACAAGACUACGAUGUCUCGUGGUUUUGCAUUCAGUUCAGAGGCUAGUGUGCGAGAGAUUUGGAUUCUUUUUCUGUUAAAACAAUCGGGGCUGUUUCUGAGCUGGCGUCUCAAUUUCUACCACCGAAUCGGACAUUCUCACAGAACAUGCUGUGGAUCCGGUAAACUUAGUGUUGUUCUCGGUACGGAGGUACUUCCAGACGUCGGGAGAUGCAGAGACCGGAACAUACAUCGCAUAUAAAUACGAUCUUCGACCUCACUAUGUGUCCUGAAUCUGCAUUGGCACAACAUGCUCUUGUUGAUCUUUUCUCGACAUCUGCCGUAGACAGAGCAAUGUAUGCUCAGACCACUUUUAUCACGCCACUAAAUAGUCUACGGUAUGAUUCUGAGGACAUUGAAUAUCCGAAUAUGAUUUUUGGGAUAAUCGCGCCCUUACACUACAAUGUCGCUUUUGGUAUACAAACACCCGAAUGCGGAUGGCCAGGUUCCUCCACUUCCUACUGAUCGUAAUGUAAACAAAAUAUUGAACUUGAACGAUAAAGAGAAGGCGGCGAAAUGGCUACUGAUGACUAAGAAUGCAUCUUGGCAGGACCAUGUCCGUCCUCUAGUAGUGAACCAUUCAACACGACACGUCCCCUCUCGCACAUCUCAGCAAAUUCUGACUUGAAGUAUCCCAG
This is a messenger RNA of Somion occarium, 886 nucleotides long. NCBI's taxonomy places the organism in Eukaryota, Fungi, Basidiomycota, Agaricomycetes, Polyporales, Cerrenaceae. The record is from the annotation of a GenBank genome assembly.